Messenger RNA from Macroventuria anomochaeta, 471 nucleotides. RefSeq lists its product as uncharacterized. The transcript has a single exon. The coding region runs from base 1 to 471 and encodes 156 amino acids. The record is from RefSeq and is a predicted model, not a curated record. Lineage: Eukaryota; Fungi; Ascomycota; Dothideomycetes; Pleosporales; Didymellaceae.
AUGACGAAAGACCGAUUUCGCGCAAAGCCAGACAAUGAGUACCAGCCUAAGCAUUUGCAAGCUCUGAACGAGCGAGCUGACGACCAAAUCGCACCCAAAGCGGCAGCGCAGUCGAUCGACACUCUUCAACGAUGGGCACUUGCCACUGCGAACAUUGCCCAGAGCGGUCAUCGAGCCAAUGAAUCCCAGACUGUUGAACGUAUCCGGAACAGAUACAAGAGUGAGCCACCUUCGCAGAGCCUGUUUCAGAAGCUCGAUCUCGACGUGGACGCAGCUCGUCCAGACUCUACUCUACAAAAUACAGCGUCGAAGGAGAGGAAGCACUCCAUAUCACCCGCUGGCUCUUUACAGCUGACCACGCUCUACUCAAGAGAGACCACUGAGUUAGAUGCGCGACAGGCGAAGCGGUGCAGAUCAAAGUCACCGGGCGUCAGCAGUAUAGAUGAGGACGACACAUGCGUAGUUGAGUGA